AUGUCAGCAGAGCAGAACAAGAGGGAGCUGAUGAUGCUAAACUCAGAGACUCAACAUCCACCAGUAAUGGUGAGCUCACGGUGGAACCCAACACCGGAUCAUUUAAAGGCUCUCGAAGAGAUUUACCAACAAGGAACUAGAACUCCUUCGGCCGACCAUAUGAAACAGAUUACCGCGCAGCUGAGACGACAAGCAAUUGGAAUAGAUGUGUGGGAUAAUCAGAAGACGUAUCCUGUUGGAUUGAUUGCUAAACUGGCUGAGAGCAAAUUGGUGUGGUCUGGUUUAAACACAAAUCCACUGCCAGAAGAAAGUUUUGAACCUGAUCCAGAGAAUUACAAAGCGUUGUGGGAGUUGUUGAAAGUGCCGCUUGGGUACGGACCCAAGUUUGAUGAACUUAUAGAAGCUUUAACGGAGUGUCCAUUCUGGAGUGCUGAUCAGCGGAAAUGGUAUGGGCUGUUGUUUCUUCAAGCCAUUGGACUUUAUGGCUUGCAUCAUAAUUGUAGAAUACCCUUUGAAAGUGCAAAAAGAGUAUUCGAUGAUGACGCCCUGAUGACUUAUCCUUGGGGUCGGACUGCCUAUGAAUUUCUUGUUGAUUCUAUCAAGUUGUUGCAUCCACAAGGAGGGUCGUACACCCUUAGCGGCUUCAAGGACGUGUUAUUGGUUUGGGCAUAUGAAUCUGUCACAGUGUUCGGAGAGAUUUAUGGCAGAAAAGUGAAUCCAGACGAAAUUCCGCUUUUGCGAUGGGGUGGAAGUCGUACUCGUGCAAGUCUUGCUACUACAAUAGCUAGGGAGAUGAAUGAUCAUGGAACGGUGUGUGUGAGGAAAAUGGUGAUGAAGGAGGGUCUAGAAGAGCUGUUUCCUCAGUGGAAGGAUGAAGCAGAUGACCCACAACUUGAUAACCUAAUUAAAGAUAUACAUGCAGAUAGGUUUGUUAGAGAUUUUUAUGUGCAAUCGAAUGAGAAGAACAAAAAAACGAAGGCUGGAGUUUCGUCAGAGGCUGAGCCACCCUCAAAGAAGCAGAAGAAAGGUAAGAAACAGAAGGAGGUGAAAAUCAAUGAGGGUGAAACUGCUGUUCUAGAGGAGAAGGAGAGUGCAAAGGAGAAGGGUCGUAGCGAAGCGGUUCUGCUGAACAUAGUUGCUCAUCUCGAGAAGUUGGACCGAAAAUUUGACUCGAGAUUAACAGAAUACGACACCAAGUUUGGAUCUUUUUUCCGAGGCCUUUUGGAUACCAUUGGAGAUACAGUGAAAACUACAGUUGAAGAGCGUCUGAGAGUUUUGGGGGUGUCCAAUAGUAGUCAACCUGAAGGUCAAAACGUGAUGGUCUCAGAAGACAACAACAGCCGGAGUCCAAUAGUGGUCAACCUGAUGGUCAAAACGUGA
Brassica napus (rape) is the source of this 1380-nucleotide messenger RNA. RefSeq lists its product as uncharacterized. Lineage: Eukaryota; Viridiplantae; Streptophyta; Magnoliopsida; Brassicales; Brassicaceae. Gene Ontology annotation, biological process: plant organ development. Gene Ontology annotation, molecular function: DNA-binding transcription factor activity. The coding region runs from base 1 to 1380 and encodes 459 amino acids. The transcript has 4 exons. The record is from RefSeq and is a predicted model, not a curated record.